This is a messenger RNA of Tetranychus urticae (two-spotted spider mite), 2598 nucleotides long. RefSeq names its product Minichromosome maintenance 5 (gene Mcm5). Gene Ontology annotation, biological process: DNA replication initiation; double-strand break repair via break-induced replication. Gene Ontology annotation, cellular component: MCM complex; nucleus. The record is from RefSeq and is a predicted model, not a curated record. Lineage: Eukaryota; Metazoa; Arthropoda; Arachnida; Trombidiformes; Tetranychidae. Gene Ontology annotation, molecular function: DNA replication origin binding; single-stranded DNA helicase activity; 3'-5' DNA helicase activity.
UCCCGCCAAAGAUGAGGAGUCUUUAAAUGUUAACUUAAUAUUGCUUUAACUUUAAAUCUGUGUAUUAAAAUUUUUUAAACCUCGACCUUUUGUGAUUUUAAUUUUUCUUUAUUGAUUAUUUUUAAUAAUGGAUGGUUUCGAUGAUCCUGGUGUCUAUUUCAGCAAUGUUUCCAGCCUCCAAGAUGAAGGAGAAGGAAGACAAAUCAACUUAACUGGAAUCAAAAGAAAGUUCAAAGAUUUUCUCAAGCAGUACCAUGAAGGGAAUUUGCUUUACAAAUACAGAGACAUGCUGCGACGCCAAUAUAACAUUGGCCAAUUUUGGAUUGAAGUAGCACUAGAAGACAUAUCCAGUUAUGAUGAGGAUCUUGCAACUCAAAUUACCAAAUAUCCGAUUGAGAGUUUACCUUUGUUUGAAGAAGCUGCUAAAGAAGUCGGUGAUGAAGUGACCCGACCAAGACCUGAAGGCGAAGAAGAAGCCCGUGACUUUCAAGUUCUCAUUUCAUCAGACGGGCACUGUGUUUCAUUGCGGGAUCUUAAGUCUGAUUACAUCUCAAAGUUGGUCAGAGUAUCUGGUAUCGUCAUUGCCGCUUCAUCAGUGCGCGCUAAAGCAACUGAAGUAGCUAUUCAGUGUCGAGGUUGUCGAGAGAUAGUCAGUAGUCUUCAUGUUCGACCCGGUUUAGAAGGUUUUUUGAUGCCACGUAAAUGUAAUAGUGACCAGGCUGGAAGAACUGCUAAGUGUCCUUUAGAUCCUUAUUUUAUCAUACCAGAUAAGUGUAAAUGUAUCGACUUUCAAACUCUCAAGCUCCAAGAAGCUCCCGAAGCGGUACCCCAAGGAGAAAUGCCACGACACUUGCAAAUGUAUUGCGAUAGAUAUUUGUGUGAACGAGUUGUUCCUGGUAAUCGAGUGACUGUGGUUGGUAUUUAUUCAAUUAAAAAGAUUUCCGCCAUGAAACAUGAUAGGAAGGCUAAUACUGGUGUGAGAAAUCCUUACAUAAGAGUCAUUGGAAUUCAAAUUCAAAGUGAAAACUUUGGUCAUCGUGCGGUCAUUCCGUAUACAUCUGAGGAGGAAGAAUAUUUCAUUAACUUAGCUGCUAGUCCGAAUGUCUAUGAUCGGAUUGUUAAAAGUAUUGCUCCAUCAGUUUACGGAUGUACAGAUAUGAAGAAAGCUAUUGCGUGCCUGUUGUUCAGUGGAUCAAGAAAACGAUUGCCUGAUGGCUUAACUCGUAGAGGAGAUAUCAACGUACUUUUCCUUGGUGAUCCUGGUACGGCAAAGAGUCAACUUUUGAAAUUCGUUGAAAAAGUAGCUCCCAUUGGUGUUUAUACUUCAGGAAAAGGAAGCUCUGCAGCUGGUUUAACUGCAUCUGUGACGCGAGACCCAGCUACGAGAAACUUCAUCAUGGAAGGUGGUGCUAUGGUCUUAGCUGACGGAGGAUGUGUUUGUAUAGACGAGUUCGAUAAAAUGAGAGAAGAUGAUAGAGUUGCUAUUCACGAAGCUAUGGAACAACAAACAAUUUCAAUUGCUAAAGCUGGUAUUACUACUACGCUCAACUCUAGGUGUGCAGUCUUGGCAGCUGCCAAUAGUGUUUUCGGUAGAUGGGAUGACACCAAAGCCGACCAGAAUAUCGAAUUCAUGCCUACUAUUUUAGCUCGUUUUGAUAUGAUUUUUGUCAUCAAAGAUGAGCACAAUGAAAGAAAGGAUGCAACUUUAGCCAGACACGUUAUGGAUGUACACAUGAACGCACAAACAACUAUUGAGGAUAGUAUAGAAGGUGAACUUAGCUUAAAUACGUUGAAAAAAUAUGUAAGCUAUUGUAGAUCUAAAUGUGGCCCUAGAUUAAGUGCUGAUGCAGGCAGAAAGCUUAUUGAAAGUUAUGUUAACAUGAGAAAUGGUGGUGAUGAUCCUGAUGCCAGUCGGCGCUCAACUAUUCCUAUCACUGUUCGUCAAUUGGAAGCUGUUGUUCGAAUAUCUGAAAGUUUAGCUAAAAUGGAACUCAAACCUUUUGUUGAAGAUCGUCAUGUUGAAGAGGCCAAAAGACUUUUCAGUGCUUCAACACUUAAAGCUGCUUCCAGCGGUGAUCUAGCUGGUGCUGAAGGAUUUACCAGCGAAGAAGACCAUCAAGCACUCGUUAAGGUUGAAAAACAAAUUAAAAAGCGUUUCCCUGUCGGAACGCAACUCACAGAAACGUCGAUUGUUCAAGAUUUGGUUCAAAGAGAUAUUCCAGAAAAGACUGUUCACAAAGUAUUGAACUGUAUGAUUCGUCGAGGAGAAAUUUCUUAUCGAGUUUCAAGAAAAAUUCUGUACAGAGUCAAAUAAUUUGCAGUCUGAUGGUAAAAAAUGAUUUUUAAUCGCACAUCCAUUAUUUUAAACAAUUUUUAUAACCGUAAAUGCGAAGUUUUCCCGAUUGAAUUUAAUGUUUAUUGUAAUGCUGUGAAACAGAUAAUUCCCAGUUCACAUGUAAGCAGAUCAAUUGUUUCAAGAACAAUCAUUGUUUUCAAUUUUUUCAAUUGAUUAGUAAAAUACCACAAAAAUCAAAUAUUAAUCAUUCUAUCUGUCAUUUAUUUUCCAAUUUUUGAAUAAACGAAUUACGAAUUAUUGAA